AUGUCAACGGCUCACGGAGUAGAAAGUCCGACACAGUCGUCGUCCAUAGCCCAGUACCCAUCUCCAACGGCGUCAGAAGGAGGCGAUAUCGACGAUGUCUGGGCAUCCAGCGGAGACGAAAACAACCCGGAUCCCGAAAACGGACCCCCAACAAACGAGGUACCCUCAGACCUAGUCCGUCUACGUCGAGACCAUUUCAACACAGGAUACAUCGACGGCAUCACCCAGACGAAAGACGAGGCUCUUCAAACAGGAUUCGACGAAGGAUAUCCCAUCGGAGCUGAAAUAGGCCAACAGGCAGGCCAAAUCAUCGGAUUUCUCCAAGGCCAAGGACUCCGUGAUCUCGAACGAACAGCCACUCUCGAACUAUCAGCCGAACGACUCUUCUCCAAAGAAUACUGGACCUCAUCCACCCAAAAAACCUGGCAAGGCGACACUCACCCGCUCAUUGCCAAAUGGACGACCCUCGUCAACAACCUGACCUGA
Molecule: messenger RNA, 486 nt
Organism: Sugiyamaella lignohabitans
Lineage: Eukaryota; Fungi; Ascomycota; Dipodascomycetes; Dipodascales; Trichomonascaceae
Gene: YAE1
Product: Yae1p
Exons: 1
Coding region: 1-486 (161 amino acids)
Source: RefSeq, a predicted model, not a curated record